Messenger RNA from Prunus mume (Japanese apricot), 3576 nucleotides. RefSeq names its product Leucine-rich repeat receptor-like protein kinase family protein. The record is from RefSeq and is a predicted model, not a curated record. NCBI's taxonomy places the organism in Eukaryota, Viridiplantae, Streptophyta, Magnoliopsida, Rosales, Rosaceae. Gene Ontology annotation, biological process: protein phosphorylation. Gene Ontology annotation, molecular function: ATP binding; protein kinase activity; protein binding.
AAUGAUGCAAACCCGAGAAGAAAGGUUUGGAAAUUGAGGCAAAUGUCUACAAUGCUGCCCAGCUCGAGGCAAUCCUUCUCCUUCUUCUACAACUCCUCCUACUCUUCUUCUUCUUCUUCUUCAUUCUCUGUUUUUCUCUGUCUCACACUAUUUCUUCUCUACACACCUCCCUUUGUCUUUGCCACAAACAAUGAAGCUUCUCUUCUCUUAUCUUGGCUCCACUCUUCUACUUCACCACCACCUUCUUUCUUUUCUAACUGGAAUAUCCUUGAUUCUAAUCCGUGCAACUGGUCCUCCAUAACAUGCUCUCCAAAAGGCCUUGUCACAGAAAUCACAAUCCAAUCUGUCCCUCUAGAGCUUCCAUUUCCAUCCAAUCUCUCUUCCUUUGUCUCCCUUCACAAACUCGUCAUUUCUGGUGCCAAUCUAACUGGAACCAUCCCCAAUGACAUUGGUGGCUGCACUGAGCUACAAGUCAUUGACCUCAGCUCAAAUUCUCUUGUGGGUUCCAUCCCUGCAAGCAUUGGGAAGCUUCAAAAUCUCCGAGACUUGAUUUUGAACUCCAAUCAGCUCACUGGGAAAAUCCCAGUUGAGCUAAGCACCUGUAUUGGCCUGAAAAACCUUGUGCUUUUCGAUAAUCGACUAACCGGGUCUAUUCCAUCAGAACUUGGGAAGCUUACAAGUCUUGAAGUGCUCAGAGCAGGAGGGAACAAAUACAUUAGUGGGAGAAUCCCAGAGGAGCUUGGAGGCUGCAGCAAUUUGACUGUUUUGGGGUUGGCUGAUACCCAAGUUUCCGGCUCUUUGCCUGCCUCAUUCGGUAGGCUUAGCAAGCUUCAGACACUUUCCAUAUAUACCACUAUGAUCUCUGGUGAAAUUCCUCCUGAAAUAGGUAACUGUUCUGAGCUUGUCAACUUGUUUCUUUAUGAAAAUAGUUUGUCUGGUUCAAUUCCACCAGAGCUUGGUAAGCUGCAGAAGCUGGAUCAAUUAAUGUUGUGGCAGAAUAGUCUUGUUGGGGUAAUCCCAGAGGAGAUUGGGAAUUGUAGUAGCUUGAGGAUGAUUGAUCUUUCUCUAAAUUCUCUAUCUGGUACCAUACCAUUAUCUUUAGGAGGGCUUUCAAAUCUUGAGGAGUUCAUGAUUAGUGACAACAAUGUCACCGGUUCGAUUCCUUCGAAUCUUUCCAAUCUUACAAACUUGAUGCAGUUGCAGCUUGAUACUAAUCAGAUCUCCGGUUUGAUUCCAUCAGAGAUUGGGAUGUUGUCAAAGAUGACUGUGUUCUUUGCUUGUAGUAAUCUCCAAGCACUAGAUUUGUCCCACAAUUCACUCACUGGUAGCAUACCUGCUGGCUUGUUUCAGCUGAAAAACCUCACUAAGGUUCUCUUGAUUUCCAAUGACAUUUCGGGUUCGAUACCACCAAAUAUUGGUAACUGCAGCUCUCUUGUUCGGCUAAGGCUUGGAGACAACAGGAUCGCUGGAGGGAUUCCUAGAGCUAUUGGAGACCUUAGGAGCUUGAACUUUCUUGAUCUGUCUGGGAAUCGCCUUUCCGGGUCAGUGCCUGAUGAGAUUGGGAGUUGCACAGAGCUACAAAUGAUAGACAUCAGCAACAAUACUUUAGACGGUCCAUUGCCUAAUACAUUGUCCUCACUAUCAGGACUUCAAGUCUUGGAUGUAUCAGUUAAUCAAUUUUCUGGCCAGAUACCAGCAAGCUUGGCUCGUCUUGCUUCAUUGAACAAGCUCAUUCUAAGCAGGAAUUCGUUCUCUGGAUCAAUACCUUCAUCGCUUGGCCUGUGUUUGAGUCUGCAAUUGCUUGACCUUAGCAGCAACAAGCUCACUGGAAGCAUUCCAGUGGAACUUGGUAGGAUUGAAGCCCUUGAAAUUGCUUUAAAUUUGAGCUGCAAUGGACUCUCUGGGAACAUCCCACCUCAAAUAUCAGCACUCAACAAGCUUUCCAUACUAGACCUUUCACAUAACCAGCUUGAUGGAGAUUUGAGUCCACUAGCUGGGCUUGAUAAUCUUGUCUCUCUUAAUGUGUCUUACAAUAAGCUCACCGGCUAUCUUCCAGACAACAAACUUUUUAGACAGUUAUCACCAAUGGACUUGGCUGGAAAUGAAGGCCUUUGUUCUUCCAACCGGGACUCGUGUUUUUUGAGUGAUGUUAGCAACACAGGACUAGCAAGAAAUCAAAAUGACAUAAGGCGGUCACGGAGGCUUAAGCUAGCAAUUGCAUUGCUGAUCACCCUGACAGUUGCAAUGGUGGUUAUGGGGAUCAUUGCAGUGAUUAGAGCUCGAAGAGAUAUUAGAGACGACGAUGAUUCAGAAUUGGGGAACUCAUGGGCUUGGCAAUUUACUCCAUUCCAGAAGCUAAAUUUCUCAGUUGAGCAAGUGCUUAGAUGCUUAGUGGAUGCCAAUGUAAUAGGAAAAGGGUGUUCUGGGGUUGUUUAUCGUGCUGAUAUGGACAAUGGUGAAGUCAUUGCAGUGAAGAAGCUCUGGCCAACAACAGUUGCUGCAGACAAUGGAUGUUGUAAUGAUGAAAAAUGUGGAGUUCGCGAUUCAUUCUCAGCAGAGGUCAAAACACUUGGCUCAAUCCGUCACAAGAACAUUGUUAGAUUCCUUGGUUGUUGCUGGAACAAGCACACAAGAUUGCUCAUGUAUGAUUACAUGCCCAAUGGAAGCUUGGGCAGUAUUCUCCAUGAGAGGACAGGACAUGCCUUUGAAUGGGAAGUUAGGUACCAAAUAUUGUUGGGAGCUGCCCAAGGCAUUGCCUAUUUACACCAUGAUUGUGUUCCUCCAAUUGUUCACAGGGAUAUCAAGGCCAAUAACAUCCUCAUUGGCCUUGAGUUUGAGCCUUACAUUGCUGAUUUUGGCCUAGCCAAACUCAUUGACGAUGGGGAUUUUGCUCGGUCCUCCAACACAGUUGCUGGUUCUUAUGGGUACAUUGCUCCAGAAUAUGGAUACAUGAUGAAGAUCACAGAGAAGAGUGAUGUUUACAGCUAUGGUGUUGUUGUGUUGGAAGUCUUGACAGGGAAGCAGCCAAUAGAUCCAACAAUACCAGAUGGGCUACAUGUAGUGGAUUGGGUAAGACAGAAGAGGGGAAGCAUUGAAGUCCUUGACCCAAGCCUACUAUCUAGGCCAGAAUCAGAGAUAGAGGAAAUGAUGCAAGCAUUGGGCAUAGCCUUGUUAUGUGUAAACUCAACCCCUGAUGAAAGACCAACUAUGAAAGAUGUGGCAGCAAUGCUAAAGGAAAUUAAACAUGAAAGGGAGGAAUAUGCCAAGGUUGAUGUGCUUCUCAAAGGAUCUCCGGCGAAUGAUGCUCGAGAAAAUAAGAACUCUACUGGAGUUUUAGCAUCAUCAUCAGCAGCAGCAAUGAAAAGCUUGUUUGGCAAAAGCAACAACACAAGUUUUUCAGCAUCCACACUACUUUACUCAUCUUCCUCUAGUGCAAAAAUGGGUUUCAAGUAAUAAGUUAUACAGAGCAGAAGAUUGUGAUGUUUUUAGUUUCUUCAGUUUCAAAACUCUUUGUGUUAUUGAUGUAAAGAAGAAAAGGUUGAUAUUUGUUAUAAUCAAAUGCAGAGAAGCAAAAUA